AUGGUGGUGCACCGUAAGGAUGAUGAUGAUAAGAAAAAGAAAACCAUCGUGAUACCUAUGGUCAAGGAAGUUGAUUGGCGCGUUGCUAAACUUCUAGCUCUGGAGAAAGAGGGCAAAUUGACCGAUGAGGAUCGCGCAAAGUUAGCAAUCCUCACUGAAGAACAGCCUUUUGCUUCAUCAAAUAACUCCAACGGUAACGAUGCAAUAGUAGUAGAAGAGGCGGAGAAGGUCACCGAAGAUGCUGAUUACAGUGCGGUGCCUAUUGAGGACUUUGGGCUCGCUAUCUUGAGAGGGUGUGGAUGGAAGGAUGGUGAGGGAAUUGGACGACAUCCACAGGUGGUCCCUUUGCGGAUACUUCCCAGACGCCCUAAUGGUCUCGGUCUCGGUGCAAAGCCUCCACAACCUGAAUCUGGUGCAAAGGUAGUUUUUUAUGAUAAUAUCGCGGUUAGAGGCAAAUAUAUAUAUAUAUAUAUAUAUUUUAGAACAGUAAAGGUGAAGAUCAAGUUGAAGAAGAAAUCAAAAAGGAUUCCUUAAUA
Messenger RNA from Strongylus vulgaris, 536 nucleotides. The record is from the annotation of a GenBank genome assembly. Lineage: Eukaryota; Metazoa; Nematoda; Chromadorea; Rhabditida; Strongylidae.